Cotesia glomerata is the source of this 2763-nucleotide messenger RNA. Its product is annotated as protein zyg-11 homolog B-like. The transcript is spliced from 9 exons. Lineage: Eukaryota; Metazoa; Arthropoda; Insecta; Hymenoptera; Braconidae. The coding region runs from base 293 to 2647 and encodes 784 amino acids. The record is from RefSeq and is a predicted model, not a curated record. Gene Ontology annotation, cellular component: Cul2-RING ubiquitin ligase complex.
UAUUUAUUUCAUACUAAAUGACACGUGAAUUCUAAAAGAUAUCAUAUUCUUUUUAAAUGUGAUGUGAUAAGUUUUAUUAAGCUUACAAUUUAUUUUAUAAUUAAGGUGUAAGCAAAUAUUUUUUUAUCAGUAUUACUUUUCGCUAUUGAAUUAUGAAAAAAUGUCAUGCAUACAAUUAUUGUUCGUUAAUUAUUACUAAGUAGUUUUGUUUAUAAGGAUUAUAGGUGCAGUUAUUAAUGUUAAUCAUUAAUAUUCAAGAUUAUAUUUGAACAGUUAUAAAUUAAGAUUAAAAAUGUUUGAGUCACCAAGAAGUCUACAAGAAGUUUGUGUUGACUUUAUUUGUGAUAACGUUUUAGCGCUUUGUGAAUUUCAUUCAAGUAAUUCCGGACGUACAAAUUUCAAUCCCAUUUUAACAGCAAGUUCAGAAGAAGAGCCAUUCAUUGAGAACACCACCGAUGAUAAUAGUUUAGCAGUAACUACAUCAUCAAUAGCUUCAUCAGUAAAUGAUAUCAAUUUUUGUUCCUUAACGAGACUGAAUUUCAAGGAUCCAGAUAUUUUUUUGCCAACUCAGAUUUCUGAGCAAUUAUUAGCUUCUCUUUGUGAAAAAAAAGCCUUAUCUGAUCUCACAAUAACUUUAUUUGAUUCAAGAACGACCAUAUUGAGACACGUAAGGCUCAACGAUGCUUCGAGACUUUCUGUUAAAGGUUUAAAAGUUCUUAAACAACAUAAAAUUAUUGAUUUAGAAGUUAAUGGACUUAGGAUUACCAUCAAUGAUUUAAUAGGAUGCCUUGGACAAUGGAGCUUAAAUAAUCUUAGAUCAUUAAGUGUUGCUAAAGGAAGCUUUAUAGAUUGUUCUCGAGUUUGUGUAUUUAUGGCAUUAAGUAAAUUACGAGCUCUUCACACAUUAAAUGUUUCUGGAACAGAGUUUAACAAACAUGGGUUAGAGAUAAUUGUUGAAGAUUUGCCUUUAUUAGAGAGUCUGGAUAUUUCAGAUACACGAGUAGAUGACAUCACACCGUUAAAAAGAUGUAAAAAUCGUUUGAAAAGUCUUGCUAUGUAUAAACUCAGAAUCACUGGAUAUGGAAAUCUCAAAACUGUUUUUUCGGAACUUGAUUCACUUAGAAACCUUGAUAUUUCUGACGAGCAAGAUUCGAACUCGUUCGAGAUGUUUGCUCCUAUUCGAUCAAAGAUAACAGACCUACUGCGAGCAGUUAAUUGCAUGCCAUAUCUUACUCGCCUAGAUAUUUCUGGAAAAGACGAAAUCGAAGUAAAAGAUCUUAAAGAAUUUUUGAAGAAUCACCCACAUUUGGAAUUUUUGGGACUUGUGCACUCAAAUAUUUGUUAUGAAGAUAGUCUAAUUAAUCCCGCCAAUAAAGAUUACAGACCAGGAUUGAUUGUGAGCGGUAUGGCUACAGAAGCUCAAAUUCUAGAAGCUUUGCGAAGAUAUCCGCAUAGACCAACAUAUGUGCAAAAAUGUUUGUACAAUCUAUUUCGGUUGACUCCACACUUUAAUGAGCCACGAGUUGAUGUGAUAAAACUUGUGAUACCAGGUAUGAGAGCUCAUCCAGAAGAGUUUAAAGUACAGAUGGCCGCGACAGCUUGUCUUUAUAACUUAACUAAAGGUGAAUUAGCUACGAAGAUACAUCCGUUUAUUCUUAAACAAAUAGUUGAUUUAACACUCACAGCUAUGGAGUCUUAUCCUAAUCAUUAUCAAUUGCAAAAAAAUACUCUAUUAACUUUAUGUAGCGAUCGAAUUUUACAAGAUGUUCCUUUCGAUAAAUACAGGUGCGCUAAGUUAGUAAUGAAUUGUCUCUCUGCAUUUGAUGAUGUCUCUAUGAAUCGUAUGUCAGUUGCUAUUUGCUCAAUUUUGGCUGCUAAAAUUUCUACAGUAGAAACAUCAAUGCUUGGUGCUAAGCCUCAAUAUAUGGCAAAACUUCUUUCAAUGGUACGAUCAAAAAUUCAAGUGAGAUCUGCUGAUAUUACCAUGAAAUUUACCUUAAGUGCGUUAUGGAAUCUAACGGAUGAAAGCGCUAUGACCUGUCAGGUUUUUCUUGCAGAAGGUGGAAUGGAACUUUUUUUAGAGGUUCUUGAAUGUUUUCAAAAUGAAUCUAACGUAGAAACAAAAGUUCUUGGAUUGCUCAAUAAUAUAGCUGAGGUAGGCCACUUGAGACAACAGUUGAUGGAGUCACGCUUUAUAAAAAUGCUCUCAAUGCUCUUGGAUUCAAGGCACAUUGAUGUGUCUUACUUCGCAGCGGGUAUUGCUGCACAUUUACUGAGUGAUGGUCCGCGAGCGUGGGAGGCAUGGACUGCUGAUCAAUCAUUACCAACGAGAGAACAGUUAUUGGAUCAAUUGGCUAAUGCAGUGACUAAUUGGCAAACGCCGCAAGGAGAAAUGGUAGCUUACCGAAGUUUUCAGCCAUUUUUUUCGCUCCUUAAGUGUACUGAAGCCUAUCCAGUGCAGCUAUGGGCUGUAUGGGCAAUCCAUCAUGUUUGCACUAAAAAUCCAAAAAAAUAUUGUGGUAUGCUAAUUCGAGAAGGAGGAGUAGAAAUAUUGAAAUUAUUAGAACAAAAUGAGGAAGAAAUACAGCCAAACAUAAGAGCGUUGUGUCGUUCAAUUCUAGAUACUCUUCUACUAUAUCCAUUAUAACAUCCUGUUAAUAUCUUGAAAAUACGAUACGCUAGUCAAUUUAACCAUUAUUUGAAAGAUGAAAGUUUAUUAUUGAAUAUGUCUUAAAUAAAACGAUUUAAAUGAAUUAUUGUAAA